CUCGGCGGUGAGUGAGAUAUCGACUUUUGCUCUGACUCUUUCCCUCCAAAGUCUGGAGUUGUUGAUUUCGCAAUACAUGUGUUGCGCGUAAAUAGAAAUACAAAUACAAAAUACUCGCUUUAAUCUUGUUUGCUUUAUACAUUUUCAAUGAAUCAAGUUAAGUGAAGAGCGCGCGGGAGGUUUUAAUAUGAACCUAAUAAUGUAGACGUCAUUGCAUGACGGAUUUCUCUGCUGACCGUGCGCGCGCCAGCAUUUUUCUCUUUCUAUACAAAGAUCACAUAUAUGCGGAUCCAUUACAUCAUGACAGCGGAGUCAAGUAACUUUACGUCCCUCUUUAAUAACAUGACUGAGCUUCAAAACCACACAAGAGGAUGCAACUUAACCAAAACUGGUUUUCAGUUUUACUACCUACCCACCGUGUACAUUAUUGUGUUCAUCACGGGAUUAAUUGGAAACAGUCUGGCCAUGUGGAUGUUUGUGUGUCACAUGAGGCCAUGGAGCAGCAUCUCCGUAUAUAUGUUCAAUUUGGCACUUGCGGAUUUUUGUUACGUGCUCUCGCUACCUUUUCUCAUAUUCUACUACUUCAAUAAAACGGACUGGAUUUUUGGAGACGUGUUGUGCAGGUUGCAGCGGUUUAUUUUCCACGUGAAUCUCUACGGGAGCAUCCUGUUCCUGACGUGCAUCAGCGUGCACAGGUAUACCGGUGUGGUCCAUCCCCUGAAAUCACUGGGAAGGCUGAAAAAGAAGAACGCGGUGCGCACGGUCGCUUUUGUGUGGUUCAUAGUUGUGGUGGGAAUCUCUCCGAUCCUCUAUUACUCACGCACGGGGCCAAAAAAGGGAUUAACGACCUGCUACGACACCACGACGGAGGACGAGCUGCCCGGUUAUUUCAUCUACAACAUGUGCAUGACAGUGUUUGGUUUCUGCAUCCCGUUUAUUAUAAUUCUGAGCUGUUACGGAGGUAUUGUCAGGGCCCUCAUUUAUAAUGACAUGAACAAUGCUCCGCUGAGGAAGAAAUCUAUUUACCUGGUCAUCAUUGUCCUCACUGUGUUCGCCGUAUCCUAUUUGCCCUUCCACGUCAUGAAGAACCUGAACAUGAGAGCUCGACUCUACUUCCAGAGUCCGGACAUGUGUGAUUUUAAUAAUAGAGUGUAUGCCACGUACCAGGUGACGAGGGGUCUGGCCAGUCUUAAUAGCUGUGUGGACCCUAUUUUGUAUUUCUUGGCCGGGGACACAUUUCGACGCAAACUGUCCAGGGUCACCAAAAAGGCCUCCAGAAAAGAAGAUCAUACCCUUCAAUCCAAGAGCGAGGAGACGGCGCUUAACAGCUUGCCUGAGUGCGUCCAGAAUGGGGACAAUCGCAUGUGAUGGUGUUUGAAGAAAGUACAUGAAUUGUGAUCUGUAACUCCUGUAUAUUAAGAAUUAAACACAGUUCCGUAUAGUGAUUGUAUUUAGAAAAUUCAAGGUUAUUGUACUGUACCUUUUGCCAGUGUUACUCAUGAAUUACUUUUAGCAAGUAUAUUUUCGUAUAAUGUGAUGAAAGGCGAAACAGAACUGAUAAGUAACUUCUUUAAAACUAAACCUAAACAAGCAAGCUAUCACUAACGACCUGUGUUUAAAGGGAUAGUUCAUCCAAAAAAUGUAAUUCUGUCAUCAUUUACUCACGCUCAUGUUAUUUCAUAGCUGCAUAAUUACUUUGUUCCUAUGAAAACAAAGAAAUUUAUCUGGAAGAAUGUUAGUAGUUUUCAGUUCCGGGACAUUAUUGACUAGUGGGAAGAAUUAGUAAAAGGUGCCGGAGAAUUCUUAAUUUUCAUAAAUUCUUAAAAAUAUCUCAUUAUGUGUUCAACAGAACCUAAAAAAUACAAUAUUUUUGAUGAUGUCCCAGAACUGAAAAUUGCUUACAUUCCAAAUAUCUUUCUCUGUGUUCAUUGGAACAAAUAAAUUUAUGCAGGUUUGAAGCAACCUGAGGGUCAUUUUUGGAUGGACUAUCCCUUUAAGUAUUUAACAUUAACAAUUAGAUUAUAAACAACAAGCACUGUUAUUUUGUCUGAGAAUGCUUGAAUGAUGCUCAGCACAUGUUAGUCCUUGUGUUGUGUUGUGUUUGUUCUCGGUGAAUAUUUAAGAUGCACUAUAGAUUAAAACUGUGUUAAUAACUGUGUAAUUGUCUACCUGUGGACUAGAACAAUUAAGUUUGUUCAUACAAUGUAUUUGCCUGUUGCUCUGUUACUGUAAAAUGUGUUUUGUAGAUCAUGGAUUGUGUGAUGAUGAAGGGACUAUUAUAACCAUGUUUUAAAUGAUCAAUGAUAACUGUAUGUUCAUUAUGUAUUUUCUCUAUAUGUCUUAGGAUAGUAUGACUAAAACAAAUACAAAGAC
Triplophysa dalaica is the source of this 2373-nucleotide messenger RNA. RefSeq names its product purinergic receptor P2Y1 (gene p2ry1). Gene Ontology annotation, cellular component: plasma membrane. Gene Ontology annotation, molecular function: G protein-coupled ATP receptor activity; A1 adenosine receptor binding; ATP binding. The coding region runs from base 283 to 1368 and encodes 361 amino acids. Gene Ontology annotation, biological process: phospholipase C-activating G protein-coupled receptor signaling pathway; platelet activation; relaxation of muscle. The record is from RefSeq and is a predicted model, not a curated record. NCBI's taxonomy places the organism in Eukaryota, Metazoa, Chordata, Actinopteri, Cypriniformes, Nemacheilidae. The transcript has a single exon.